UUUAAUUUAAUUCAAGUUCAAUGGUCAGCCGCCUGAACUUCAAGUCUGACGAUACGAUUUGUCACUACUUAAGCGAGCCUAACAAUACCAAAAUUAAAGUUCCUUUGCAAAUAUUUUGCAUCAUUACCUCCUCGAUAUGUCUACUUUAAGACCAUUCACUUGCGAUGAUUUAUUUAAAUUUAAUAAUGUAAAUUUGGAUCCUCUUACAGAAACUUAUGGACUACCCUUUUAUAUGCAGUAUUUGGCGCAUUGGCCAGAAUACAUCCAAUUAGCAGAAUCGCCAAGUGGUGAAAUAAUGGGUUACAUUAUUGGUAAAGCAGAGGGAGUUGGUGAUAAUUGGCAUGGACAUGUAACGGCUCUCACUGUUUCACCUGAUUAUAGAAGACUUGGUCUUGCUGCUACGCUUAUGAAGUUUUUGGAAGAAAUUUCUGAGAAAAACCAAGCUUAUUUUGUAGAUCUUUUUGUAAGAGUUAGCAAUAAAGUGGCAAUACAAAUGUACCAACAAUUAGGAUAUAUAGUUUACCGUACUGUCUUAGAAUACUACAGCGGCGAUCCAGACGAAAAUGCUUAUGAUAUGAGAAAGGCAUUAUCAAAAGAUAUAAAAAAGAAAUCGGUUAUUCCUUUAACACAUCCUGUGCGGCCUGAAGACGUGGAUUAACUAUUUACCAAUUAAUAUUGAUGAAAAUGAAAAUAAAGUAAAAAAAUUGACUUUUUAA
Molecule: messenger RNA, 716 nt
Organism: Ceratosolen solmsi marchali
Lineage: Eukaryota; Metazoa; Arthropoda; Insecta; Hymenoptera; Agaonidae
Gene: Naa20A
Product: N-alpha-acetyltransferase 20 A
Exons: 6
Coding region: 137-658 (173 amino acids)
Biological process (GO): N-terminal peptidyl-methionine acetylation
Cellular component (GO): NatB complex
Molecular function (GO): protein-N-terminal amino-acid acetyltransferase activity
Source: RefSeq, a predicted model, not a curated record